AUGUCUCUUCUCCGCCCGACAUGCGCCUCACUCGCGCGCCGCCUCUGUACUACACAACCUCACUCUCGACAGGCAACAACAUCUCCGUUACUGGCUCUCGUCCAGCGACACCGGGCAUCACGACCGCAAUGUCGCUUCUUUGCCUGCACCCCCCAUUACCGCGCCAGAGUCAUCGAUACGCCGCAGAACCCCGCCAUCCCGCAAUCUCGCAAGCGCACUGUACGCAUAGGACCACUCCCUGAAGGGCCAGUCAGCGAAGCAACCGUACAUCGCAUCUUUGGCCGCAAGUUAUCACCACAAGACGGAAACAAUGUCCUGCGCAUACUGCACCACCGGCGCACCGCAGGCUCCCUGGCCGACUACGGCGUAGACAAUCUGGGCAAGCAGUACACCCACGUGAGCCGUGAAACCGCGCUCAAAGGGCUAGAAUGGCUGCGAGCAAAGUACCCCAUAGACGAAGCGCGAGCAGCAGAAGAAUGGGCCGAGAAGGAAGCCAAUCGCAUAGCCUACGAGCUAUGGCUCGCCGACCCCGAAACCGAGUCCAAAUACAAAGACCCCGCCCGCGCCUUUCGCGAGCAAAUGGAAAAGGAAGAGCAAGAACGCAUACGACAGGAGGCCGAGAACCAAAAGAUUGGCAUUCUACACGCGGGCAAGAGUCAAUUUGAGCUCAACAUCGAGGAAAAGCGACGGGCACGUCUAGAAGAGAUUGCGCGCAAAGCAGAGGAGAAGGAGCAGAAGGAGAGGGAAAUGGAAGAGAAACUCGCGAGCGGAGAAUGGGUGCGCACACCAACUGGCACCCAACUCAUGAAGCCCGGUCAAACAACGUACAUUGACGUCUUUGGCCGUGAGCAAGUCAGUCGCCGCAAAGAGGAAAUGGAAAAGUACAACAAAGCAGCUCAAGUAACGGACGCAACGACACCUGAAGAACUCCUAGCACAGACAACUCUAUCCCAACGCCUCGUCCCAAUGACCAUCUUCGUCCUCGUCACCAUCGCCCUCUCCUACGCCUUCGCACACUACUACACGCCCCCCUCGCCCUCGUACCGCAUCUUCCCAGACCUCUCCCCGACAACCGCCACCAUCGGCGCCCUAGUCGUUGCAAACUGCGUCGUAGCACUAGGCUGGCGCGUUAUGCCCUUAUGGCCCUUCAUGACCCGCUACUUCAUGCACGUUCCCGGUUACCCGCGCGCCAUCCAGAGCGUCACCAACGUCUUCAGCCACAUCCAGUACGAGCACCUCCUCGCCAACAUGAUGAUGCUGUGUCUUGUCGGUCCCGUAUGUUGUGAUCUCGUUGGACGCGGUGUCUUCAUGGGCACGUAUAUAAGUGCUGGUGCCCUCGGCACUCUGGCCUCACUUUACUGGGCAAAUCUCGGAAGAGGCAACAUCACGGCGCAUUCGGUCGGUGCCUCAGCAGCUAUUUGGGGUAUCUCGGCACUGUACUGCUUGUUGACUGACCAAGAGAGGAUCAAGAUCCCGCUGUUGAAGGAUCAGGAAGUUGCAUUUUGGCCCAAGAUGCUCUUCGUAGCGUUUGUGCUGUUGGAGAUUCAUUCGGCGACGAGAAGGAAGACGACGAUGGAUCAUGCAAGUCAUUUUGGCGGCAUGGUCGUCGGAAUGGCCACUGCGGGCUAUUUGCGAGCAACGGGGUUCAGAGAGAAGAUUGGGGCUGCAGAGCAGCAAGGCGUUCAGGCUUGGGCUGGGACACCCGAGAAGGUGGUGGAUGUUGGGGCGAUUGCCAAGGAGGGGAUUAAGGAGGUCAAGCAGAGUUUUACUGAGAGUGGGAAGUAA
Messenger RNA from Bipolaris victoriae FI3, 1785 nucleotides. RefSeq lists its product as hypothetical. NCBI's taxonomy places the organism in Eukaryota, Fungi, Ascomycota, Dothideomycetes, Pleosporales, Pleosporaceae. The record is from RefSeq and is a predicted model, not a curated record. Gene Ontology annotation, molecular function: serine-type endopeptidase activity. Gene Ontology annotation, cellular component: membrane. The transcript has 2 exons. Bases 1 to 1785 code for a protein of 594 amino acids.